CUACAAUCUGCCUAAUACGAAAAAAUUAAAAUCAAUUACUUUUCCGUUACCGUAUACAAUUUUACACAAAUAGUCGCUGUCAGUAAUGGCGGCAGAAAAAUCUGUGUUACCGCCAACUUUUUCGGCUGGUCCAAAAGGCCUAGGCGAUCCUGAUGAUAGAAGUCUCAGAAAAGUUGAAAUAGAUGUUAUGAUACCAAAACUUAUCAGAGAAAAGGCUAAACAAGAAAAAUGCAUUGAAGAAGUAGCUCAAUUUGAAAAAUGUUGCAAAGAUGCUUCAUUAUUAAUGGUGGUUAAAUGCAGAUCACCCAAUGCAGCUUUAAAGGAUUGUCUAUCAAAUUGGUACAAUAAUGAAGAAUUCAAAAAGAUAUGCACUGAGGAAUAUUUGAAAGAAAGAAGUGAAUAUAGAAGAACAGGAGUUAAGAAAGCUAUAAGAAGAGCAUAAUUUAAACUCAUAAUAGUAGUUAGUGUUAAUAAAAAUAAAAUAUUUAAUCAUCA
Molecule: messenger RNA, 495 nt
Organism: Bombyx mori (domestic silkworm)
Lineage: Eukaryota; Metazoa; Arthropoda; Insecta; Lepidoptera; Bombycidae
Gene: Cmc1
Product: Cmc1 protein
Source: RefSeq, marked provisional